This is a messenger RNA of Closterium sp. Yama58-4, 1812 nucleotides long. Lineage: Eukaryota; Viridiplantae; Streptophyta; Zygnematophyceae; Desmidiales; Closteriaceae. The record is from the annotation of a GenBank genome assembly.
AUGACGCGUACAAUCCCGCCGCUGCGUGUGCUGCUCCCGCGGCAUCCGCUGAUGGCGGAGCGCUGGUUACAGCUUCAGGCUCGGGUGCGCGUCGAGCCGCCUGCCGACGUGGUAGGUGGCGUUCGAGGUUGCUACAACUCCAAUCCGACCGCUGCUCUCGCUGCUUCCAAUGCUCUUACUGCUGCCGCUGCUGCCGCUGAGCCCGGUGCGUCCGCUGACCCGUCCGCUGUCUCUUUCGCGCCCGCUUUGGACACCGAAGCUGCUGCCGCCGCCGUUGCCGCCGAACGAGAACGCGGCAGUUUGGGGCGGAAUGACCGUCGAGCGAGGAGCGGCCGAAGCGCCAGCGGCACGCCCGCUUCGACCCCGAGAACGGACACGUCCAAACCGGGCACGCCCAAAACGGGCACGCCCAAAACUCCUAAAACGCCGAAGACGCCGAAGACGCCGUGGGCAACGUCGGAGAAUCUGACUCCGCGCAACAGAAGCGGCGGAAGUUUCGCGAGGCGCCUCUCGGCCAACGGCGCGCGGAAAUCCCUGGGCUUCACGCGGAGGUUCUUCGUGGGCGAGACGCUGGGGCAGGGCGGGUUUGGGCGCGUCGAUCUCUGCAGCGACAUGCUGGAUGGCGGCGGCGCCGGCGGCGGCGGGAAAGGCCGACGCGGCGCGCUGGCUGUGAAGACGAUUGAUAAGCUCGCGAUGUACGAGGGGUGCCUGCGGCCCGAGCAGAUGGCGGAGCGCCACGCGGCGUUGAAGCGCGAAGUGACGGUGCUGAAGCUGCUGUCGGGGCACCCGAAUAUUGUGCAGGUGAAGAAAGUGUACGACUCAAAAGCGAGCCUUCGAGUGGUCAUGGAGUAUUGCGAUGGCGGCACUUUAAAGGAUCGCCUCUUACAGUGCAUAGAGCAGCACCAGGCUGCCGAAUCAGCAAACGGGACUACUUCCUCCUUUCUAUCCCCAGGAAAGCUUGUUGGUUGGGAUAUCAAGAGCACUAUCAAGGGCAUAAGGGACGGAAUCACAGGAACGGUGGGUGGAGGGAACAAGAAUGUGGGACGUGUUUGGGCCGGGGGGAUGGAGGAGCAAGAUGCUGCUGAUAUUUUCCGCCAGCUUGUGACAGCGGUACACUACUGCCACUCGAAGAACGUGCUGCACCGCGAUAUAAAGCUCGAAAACGCUCUUCUGGUCUUGGGGGAAGACGAGGAGGGGAAAAACGAGUGGCAAGGGGGAGGCGAGAAGGGUGGGAAGGGAGGCCUCCUUACCAAUCCAUCUGGCACCAUCCCUACCUGCCACUCUGCCGACGACCCCCCUUCUUUUCGCCAACUUCCCUCCUCCCCCCUCCCUGCCACAGUCAAGCUAGCUGAUUUUGGCCUCGCUAUAGUGCUCUCGCCCAACAAACAGCAGGUGACUGGCAGGUGCGGCACGUCAGGGUACAUGGCCCCAGAAGUGGUCUUAGGUAAGAGUUACGGACUAAGUGCGGACGUAUGGAGCCUGGGAGUGGUGCUCCAUGCGCUUCUCUUUGGCGAGCUACCGGUGUACAAUCAAGAGAAGGACGUGGCCAAGUUCGGCGUACCUAGACCGAGCGGGAACAAGUGGAAAGCUGCUUCUCCUCUCGCGCUCGACCUGUACAAGCGGCUACUGCAGAUUGACCCGGCGAAUCGGAUCCCGCUCUCUGAUGCGCUCAAGCACCCAUGGUUCAACGCUUGCAGCAGCAGCAGCAGCAACAAUGGCAGCUCGGCUCGCAAUGGCACUAUUGCAGUGCCCACGAGUGGGGGGGCUGUGGCAUGCGACGAUGGGUCAACAACAGAACUGAAGGGUCAAUAG